Molecule: messenger RNA, 741 nt
Organism: Rubroshorea leprosula
Lineage: Eukaryota; Viridiplantae; Streptophyta; Magnoliopsida; Malvales; Dipterocarpaceae
Source: the annotation of a GenBank genome assembly
GACCGAAGCUGAAGUAUCCCGCCUCCCGCCGGUGGAACAUUCCGACGGAAAGAUGGCAUCCUCUAAGUUGAAGCUGUUUCCGAGCCCAUUUCUGCCGGCAGCAGGUGAAAGAGGUUCACCCAUCAAACGGCCGAUGGCUGUGGCUACAAAGAGAGCUCUUGUUCCUUUUCAGGUGAAGAAUGAGAAAGUACAGAAACCACAAGCACUGGAAACGUUUAAUGUUUCACGGAGGGAUAUAAUGCAGUAUGCAGCAACUGAAGCCCUUGUUGGUGCUGCCUUCCUCUUCACAGAAGCUGCUGAAGCUCGUGUAGAGAAACUUGAGAACAAGAGAAAAAUCAUGGACAAACUCGAGAAACUUAGAGAGAAGUUCGGGAUUUCUAAGCCAAAAGCGGAAGCACCUCCAUCACAGAAAUCACCAGAUGAGAAAAGCCUUCCAACUUUCCCCCUACCCCCUCAAGAAGGCCGGGUAGCAGGCCGAGUAGGACCCUUGGUGGAAGCAACCGCAGCAAUAUUUAAAUGUCAUUCUUAAAUCUUAAUCUUGACUUCACAAUCAAAUGCAACUCUUUCCUACAUCUCUACUCACUGCACCUGUAUGCUAAUAAUUCAAACUCUACAUCGUUACUUGUUAGCCCAACUUGUGCAAUCAUUUUUCAUACAUAAUUUCCAAAACAAAAAAAAUGAGAAUGAAAGUGAUGCACACAACUAAUCUCACAAUCUUAUGUUACAUCGUUCUUUUGAUUA